AUGGCCUUAAACAGGGCUAUUGAAACUGGUGUCCUCUUCCACCGUGCCAUUUUAAUGUCAGGAUCAGCACUAUCACCAUGGGCACUGAUACAAGAACCGUCAAGAUUUGCAGCUCAAGUAGCGAUUCACGCAAACUGCUCACCUGAAUUGCCCCAUGCUCAUUUACUCAAGUGCCUUCGAGAGAAACCUGUAGAGUUAUUAUUGUCGACCCCAAUUUUACAUCAGCCAGAAUUUGCCUUUGCCUUUGGCCCGAGCGUGGAUGGUGUAGUUAUUGAUACUGGAGAACCACCAGGUGGGGACAAUUUACACUAUAACGAAUUCGACAGCAACAGCAAUAUCAAACCAUCUAAUCCGGAGCCCCAGAACGCAAUCACCAUUCUAAAUAACGUCCUGCUGCGAAAAUCAGUCAUUUCGAAGCUCUCCAGAUACGAUUUACUUUUAGGGGUGGCAAAGGCCGAGGCUUAUUUCGCAUUCAACGGAGAAGACGUUCAAUACGGCAUCGAAGCAGACCGUCGAUCGAAAAUACUGAGGACGUUCGUUCGAAAUACUUACAGUUAUCACUUGUCGGAAAUACUAGCGACGAUAGUGAACGAAUAUACGGACUGGGAAAGGCCGGUUCAACAUCCGAUUAACAUUAGGGACGAAACCCUUGAGGCUUUGUCAGAUGCACAAUACGUUGCUCCCGUUGUACACACGGCAGAUUUGCACUCUGCCGAACACAGAAAUUCCUAUUUGUAUGUGUUUGAUUAUCAGACUAAGUUUGGCGACUAUCCACAGGUGAGUAAUUCUCGAUGUUUAUGUUUGAGGAAAGCUGAGGUAGCUGCUUAA
This is a messenger RNA of Diabrotica balteata, 828 nucleotides long. The record is from the annotation of a GenBank genome assembly. NCBI's taxonomy places the organism in Eukaryota, Metazoa, Arthropoda, Insecta, Coleoptera, Chrysomelidae.